Molecule: messenger RNA, 2410 nt
Organism: Cygnus olor (mute swan)
Lineage: Eukaryota; Metazoa; Chordata; Aves; Anseriformes; Anatidae
Gene: TMEM25
Product: transmembrane protein 25
Exons: 7
Coding region: 178-1344 (388 amino acids)
Biological process (GO): negative regulation of excitatory postsynaptic potential
Source: RefSeq, a predicted model, not a curated record
CCAUGCGGCGCCGCGCUGCAGGACGGGCAGGGCGCAGCGGCAGAGCUCCAGGUAGGUGCGGCCUGGUUGCAUCCUCCGGCCACACUGCACGCCCGGCUGACAGGGGCCCGGCGCAGGGAUGUGCCCAUGUCGCUGCUCCACCUGCCUCUCCCCUAGCGCUGAGCCUGGCCGGCUGCGAUGGGGAGCCUCAGGGGCUGCCCGGGGGCUGCUCUCGCCCCACUGCUGCUGCUCGGCUUCCCGGUGCUCUGCCUGGCAGGGCUGAGGGAGCCGGGCCCCACCAUUGACGGGCGGCCGCUGGCCUCGUGCACGCUGCGGGAGAAGGAGAGGCGAGCCUUCAUCUGCCGGGCCCCACAGGCAGCCCCUGGCUCCGUGCUCACCUGGUACCUCGAUGGCCGGAGACAGGAGGCAAACUGCUCAGCAGCGGGCACAGCCAGCAGCACUCUCACCAUCACUGCCCGGCGCACGGAUCGCGAGCUCAACUGCUCCGUGACUGACCCAGCCUCCAAUGACACUGCCAAUGCAUCCGUCCUCCUCGAUGUGCAGUAUAAGCCAGAGAUCCUGCGUGCAGAUGCCCGCUACGAGGAGGUCGAUGACGCUGGGCUCCUCCUGGUGCUCUUUGUGCUGGUGCAAGCCAACCCGCCUGCUAGCAUCACCUGGGUGGACCAGGAUGGGCGCAUAGUGGCCAAUGCAUCCGAAUUCCUUCUCCUGGACACCAAGCACUACCCCGGACUGGCCAACCACUCUCUCCAUGUGCACCUUGGCAGAGCAGCCACCAAUCUCUCAGUCAGUGCUGCCAACAGCCUGGGCAUCACCACUACCUCCCUCCUGCCUCCAGGUUUGCUGGAUGCCCAUGUGGAGCUGCCCUUCCUGGGCGUUGCUGUGGGCUCAGCCCUGGCCCUGAGUGCCCUGCUUGGCUUGGGCUCCCUUGCUGCCUGCCUGGCGUGCCGCCGAGCCAAGCCAGUACCAGGUAAGAGCCAAGCAGGAGGGAGCCCUGGGGCAGGCACGUGGGCCUGCAGCUCAGCCCCCGCUGGGUCCAGGGCCCCUGGACAUGGCCGCUCCCUGACACCCUCCCUCCCACAGGACUCCCUGGAUCUGCAUCGGUUCCUCCCAGCAGGGCCGAGCACCUGCAGACCCCAAGCACGUGCCUGCCCCGGGAGAACAGGUCCCUGCCGCCUGAUCUGCGACUCGGAGAGCUCACACAGGAGCACAGAGCCACCCCUGGGGAUGUGGAAGCCAAGGGAGGGCAGCGGACCCUGCAGAACACCCUUGUCCUCAGUGAGGGAGUACAGACAGGUUUGGUCCCAUUCCCAAUGGCUGGGCGCAUCUACAAAGUUCCCAGUAUGAGCAGCGAUGAGAUCUGGCUGUGAGAUGCAUCAUGGUGCCAACAGGCUGCUCUUCCCCCAGAGCCUCCCCAGGACCCCAGCAAGCACCCAGCUCCCCCUGUGAUUGGUGCCUGUGCUUCAGGGGGGAAAGAGCAAUACCACAAUCCUUUGAAACCACCCCGUCUGCCUCGCUCGUCUUCUGGAAGUUGCCCGUCUUCUUCAGUGCUCACGGAGGACCCACCAUGCAGACUAGCACUGCUGAGACUGGGCCGGGGAGCAAGUGCCACGGUGGGGAACAGUCCGAGGGUGAGGGCAGUGGGCACAGAAGGGUCCCUGCAGAGCUCAGUCCCAUUGAGCCUGGGAUGUUUGACUUCCCUCAGACCUUUGAGGACUCCUUCAAAUACCAGAUCCUGAAUUUUCUGGCUAUUGGCAGAGACCUGACUUCCAGUGUAAAGUGUUUUGCCUACUGUUGAGGCUUCGUUGCCCAGCAAACCUCAGCCUCAACACGCUAAGUAUCAGGUGCCACCUUGGGACAACAGGCAUGGGCUGGGCGCACUGUCAGCUGGUAGAUGCCACCUGAGGCAGGGGACACUCCCCCUUCCUGGGGGCUGGGCCAGGAAAAGGCACCGAAGAGCAGGACAGCCUGGAAAUGCCAGCUGCACACAGGGUGUUCCUGCCCCGCGGUGCCACUGCUCUGGAAGAAACCUGGCGAUGAGACAGGAGAACCAUGAGGGCUCCCUGUGUGUCACCAGGCCAGGAAAUGCUGCAGCAGGACCUGUCCUCCAGGCUCUGACCCAGGAGGAGCUGAUGUGGCUCCCUGCAAAGGGAAAUGCCUUUGGGAAUGGCAUGUUUUUACAUAACUGUUAUAAUCAAAAUGCAUCAAAGCUUUUUAUAGACAGAUUCUGUCAGGCUGCUAGUGCUGUGAUUCCUCCCCGAGUAACGCCAAGCACUGGCCUUCAUUUAGCAGACUCGCAGCCUGCUUGCUUUACAAACCUGUCCAUCCCUGCUGGAUCGGGGACAGGUGAGGGCAGCCAGCAUGGCAGGGGCUGAGAGGAGUCAUCCCAACAGCAAUAAACUGAACUUAAGUG